Truncatella angustata is the source of this 651-nucleotide messenger RNA. RefSeq lists its product as uncharacterized. The transcript has 2 exons. NCBI's taxonomy places the organism in Eukaryota, Fungi, Ascomycota, Sordariomycetes, Amphisphaeriales, Sporocadaceae. The record is from RefSeq and is a predicted model, not a curated record. Bases 1 to 651 code for a protein of 216 amino acids.
AUGCCAUCGAGUAACAGUUGCACGUUGCCGCGGUUCAUCGGUCAUGUCGCCACGGUAUCCUUGCUGAUGGCCUAUUCCGGAAUUAACUCUUACUACGCGUGGUACAUCAACAAGGUCCUUGAGCCAACCUUGGAGGUUGACUUUCCCGACGACCAGCCCGCUCGAGCCAAACGCGUUUUUGGAUUCAUACUUCUGACCGCUUUGUUAUCAGGCAUAAUUUCCAUCAAAGCCUUCCUCCAUGGACUACAACAUUCGAGGAACUAUGGUUUUUGGAGAUGCUCAGUUUUCUGCAACAUCAUCACGGCAUUCUUCUCGUUCUCAUCACAUUUAGCGUACGGUGCCAUUGCUUUAUGGUACGCUCAUGACUGGCAGCAGAUUAUCUCCGAAGCGGGCGGCUAUGGGAAGGGAAAAGCCGACUAUUGCCACUAUUUGGUCGUGCUGAGAGCUUUCGAGGUAGCACUCGGUGGGAUGCCCCAGAAAGAACAAGCAAUGGCAAUGGCCUCAUUCGACCAAACAGGGAAUAGGCCAAAUCCGUAUGGAGAUGAUGCCGCCAUAGACGCAUAUAUGGUACUUAACUGGUCAGUCUGGUGGCUACAUGCUGGCGACUGGGAAGAGCGUAUCGGUCUUGUCAGUCUUACACAUGACAGCUGA